UUUUCCCCACAAAAUCAUUGUCUUCCGUGCAAUUUUUGCAUGUCGACCAAGAAAACUGAGUUAGAAAAACAGCAUUUUACCCCUGUUUGCAUUCGCCUGCGCCUCCGCUCUUACAGGGCAGCGGAAUUACAAAUGGCGGCCGUGCCGACGAGCUCUCUACCAAAGUUAACAAAUCUAUGGACGAAUCCCCUUCGAUGCCUCCAUCUUUCGACAAUUCUUUCGCAGAUAAGGAUUCUUAAGCGUCCUAUUUGCACUGCAAGUGACUACAAUCCGUUUUUUAAACAAGAGACUUUACCGCGCUUUAGUGAAUUGCGAACCGCGCAUGUGGUUCCCGCUAUCGAAAAGUUGACUCAAGACUUCGAGAAUGACUUUACAGAGUUCGAAGCAAAAGUAGCGGAUUAUAAUGUCAAGGAACUAGUAAUUGACCGACCUUGGUCAACAAUAAUUGAACCACUAGAAAAGAUAGCAAGUCCUCUCAGUUAUGCCUGGGGUGUGACAUCUCAUUUAAAUGGAGUUCGUAACAGUCAGGAAUUGAGAAUUGCUUACGAAAAGGUUCAACCCUUAGUAGUUCAAGUGUCUAUGAAAGCAUCACAGAGUGUCCCUUUGUAUACUGCUCUUGGGAACAUUGACAAGAAUGAUGGAAGCCUUGAUGGAGGACAGCAAAGGGUGGUGUCUACAUUUUUAAGAUCAGCCAGAAAUGGAGGGGUAGCACUGGAGGGAAAAGAUAAAGAAAGAUUCAAUGCUAUUCAAUUGAGACUUGCUGAACUGGGAAACAAAUUCAGUAAUAAUGUCUUGGAUGCAACAAAGGCAUUCUCAUUGGUGUUAACUGACGCAGAGGAUGUCCUGGGAUUACCAGAGUCUCUACUUCUUUUGACUGCAGAGGCAGUAGCUGCCAAUGCUCAUGCUGGCCAGAAAGGAUCCAGUAAAGACUUUGAUCCUAAGACAGGACCUUGGAAACUCAGCUUAGAUUUACCAUGCUUUGAACCGUUUAUGAAAUACAGUCAGAACAGGAGUCUGCGUGAGAAAAUGUACAUGGCCUUCAUCACCAGAGCUUCACAGGGAGACACAGAUAACUCAGGGAUUAUCGAGGAAAUAAGGCAAUUAAGGCAGGAGAAAGCCACCCUUCUGGGAUUUGAGAACUACGCAUUUUUGUCCCUGGAUUCUAAAAUGGCUGAUAGUCCCUCCGAAGUUUGGGAAAUGAUCAGUAACUUAAAGGAUAAAAGCAAAACAGCAGCACAAACAGAACUGGUCACACUGCAGGCAUUUGCGCAGGAAAAUGGUUUCAUUGGAGACCUAAAACACUGGGACAUACCUUUUUGGUCCCAAAAGCAAAGGGAACAUUUGUUCAGUUUCACAGAUGAGCAAUUGAGGCCAUAUUUUCCAUUACCAAGAGUUCUUGAUGGGCUUUUUAAACUGUCAUCUGAAUUGUUUGGUAUAACCAUUAAGCCCGCAGAUGGUGAGGCAGACGUGUGGCACCCAGAUGUAAGAUUUUUUAACAUCAUGGAUGAAAAUGGGUAUCACAUAGCCUCGUUCUACUUGGAUCCAUAUUCCCGACCGGCAGAAAAGCGCGGGGGAGCCUGGAUGGACCAAUGUCUUGGCAAAAGUAAAGUGCUCAACAGAAAGCCUGUAGCUUACCUGGUUUGUAACCAGUCUCCUCCUGGAGCAGACGCUACACCUUCUCUUAUGACAUUCAGAGAUGUGGAGACACUCUUCCACGAGUUUGGCCAUGGCCUUCAACACAUGUUAACUACUGUACCUUAUUCAGAUGCCGCUGGAAUCCACAACAUAGAAUGGGAUGCAGUAGAACUUCCCUCACAGUUUAUGGAAAACUGGCUCUAUGACAAGACCACAAUGAAUUUGGUCAGUGGCCAUUACCGCACCAACGACACUCUCCCGGAUGAACUUUUCCAACAAGUUGUCAAAGCUCGUCGAUUUAUGGCCGGUUCACAGAUGUUACGUCAGUUGUACUUCAGUGCUCUGGAUAUGGAACUUCACACCAGUUCAGAGCCAUGGCGCGCAGUCCUUGAGAGAAUCGCCGAUGACUACACAGUGCUUAAACCACUUGAUCAAGACAGAUUUCCUUGUUCGUUUCUUCACAUUUUUGCGUCUGGAUAUGCUGCCGGCUACUACUCUUACAAAUGGGCUGAAGUGAUGUCAGCUGAUGCUUUCAGUGCGUUUGAAGAGGUCGGCCUGGACAACAGAGGUGCACUGAGUGAAGUUGGAAGAAGGUUCCGCGAUACUGUGCUGGCCAGCGGUGGUGCCCGACACCCACGUGAUGUUUUCCAAGACUUUCGCGGGCGGCCUCUCUCCUCAGACGCGUUGCUCAAAAGUUACGGUCUUCAGUGAUGAAAGCAGAUAUUACUUCAUGCUGCAUAGCAACCCCUCUGACUACAAACAAGACCACUGUGGGUGCAGUUUAUCCCAGCUACUUAGACGUUUCUUGUUUUCGCGGCAGAGUGCCUCGUGAUCUAACGCGUUUUAGAAAAAUGGACAGUUCAACGGAUUUAAGAGGACGGACGUAUAAAAAAGUUGGCGUCAAUUUCUACAUUUCUUAGUCUGCUCUUUUUUAUAAAACAGAAAAGCCAAAAAUGAUCAAACGUAGACUUCAGACGAGGUAGAAUUAUUGGGGUACUUGAUCGAGCCUGAAUUUAUUUUAGCCAUUACGUUCCCGAAACUCGCAGCGAUAGGUGUACUGAACUGAUCUAGAAAAUAAAUUGCCACAUUCGAAGGUAUAAUAUAA
Messenger RNA from Orbicella faveolata, 2740 nucleotides. RefSeq lists its product as uncharacterized. The record is from RefSeq and is a predicted model, not a curated record. Lineage: Eukaryota; Metazoa; Cnidaria; Anthozoa; Scleractinia; Merulinidae. Gene Ontology annotation, molecular function: metalloendopeptidase activity. Gene Ontology annotation, biological process: peptide metabolic process; proteolysis.